This is a messenger RNA of Penaeus vannamei (Pacific white shrimp), 2208 nucleotides long. The record is from RefSeq and is a predicted model, not a curated record. Lineage: Eukaryota; Metazoa; Arthropoda; Malacostraca; Decapoda; Penaeidae.
AGAAGAUAUCCAGAUGAGGAAGAAGAUGGCCGUGGGCGACGACGAGACAAAGGAGCAGAUGUCCCAGUUUCAUCAGCGAGUGAAGAGCGAGGUUGGUUUAGGAAACGCGAAAAGAGUUCCUCUCGAGAACUAGAUAGAACUAGUGAAGAGAGGCAGCCGGAAAAAUCCCGAUGGUUCAGGAAGAGAGACAAGAGUUCAUCUCGGGGCUCUGAGGACAGGAAUUUCCGUCGGGAGGAUUCAGACCGGAGGCGGGACAAAGGAAAGAGUAAGGAUGAGGCAUCAGUGACAGGAAGUGAUAGGAGAAAAGGCACAGAUGCCAGUGGGAAAGGUAGAUCAGCAUCUAAAGAAAAGGUAGAAAGCUUGGGCCUAAGAAAUCAGGAAGAGGAGGAUAGAGGACAGCACCGGAAACGCAGUUCUAGUGAUCAGUCCGUUAAUCAGGAAAGACUACAAGUGCCAGAACCUACUGUGCGGAGAUUAUCAUCCCCAGAAAUUGAUAAUUCUGGAGUAAUAACCGCAUCAUUACGUAUUCCAGUGCCAUUAGCCCAAGGAGGAGGACCCUUGGCAUUCGCACAAGAUAAAGAAAUUCCUUUUAUUGAAGACUCUAGUACUAGUGAUGAUAAAAAAAAUCGGCAGCGUUCGUCACCACAUAAGGGAGGUGGGUCUCCAAGAAAUGAUAUUGCAAGGCAACGUUCAGGUAGUAGUGACUCUUACCUUGGUCAGCCCAUUACUGGCACCAUGAGCUUUCAACCGCUGACCAAGAAAGGCGGUGAUAAACAGAGUCAUGACUCCGUUCUCUCUUCAUCUUCAGCAGAUGUUUACACAUUGUCUCCCUCACCUCGUAACACACCUUUGUCUGAUGUGUAUGCCUCAGGUACAUCAUCGCCUCUGAGUGGCGCUGGUUCACCUCCUCUUUGGCUUAGUCCUGACUCUGGAACACCAGGACUAUCACCACCUAAUUCACCCCCACCACAGCCACGCCGUAGGGGUGAGUCGAGCAACAAUCCAAUAGCACAUUCGGUGACUCACACCUUUGGCACCAAACCUCCAGCAACACCGUCAAAAAGUAAAAGUUCCUCAUCCGUUGCAUCCCACGGACUCUUUCCAAUAGGCCGCUCCAAAACUGCAGAUAACAUUAAGACAGUAACUCAUCACACAGAAGGAAGUGGCACUACAUCUGAAAGUCGUGAUGAAAUUGCACGGGAAACACGGGGGCACAGGGACUAUGGUGGGGGUCGUCGCUAUACCCGCCGCCGCUAUACUGGGGAAAGACACCCAACUGGACACCUUCCAGAUAUGAGCGCAUCAAAUGUAAGUGAAGGACAGACACAACUGUGGAAGCGAUGGGAGAUUAUUGCGUCAGAUCCAACAGAACCUGAGACAUUUGUCUAGCUGAGGAGCCUCCCCACAGGUGAGGAGGCUUUAUAUAAAUGCAUAUUCUGGCCUAAAUGAUCAUUUAGAAAUAUCUUUCACACUCAUAUCUUUGCUCAAAUUUUCUUUCAACAAUGAUUUGUGUAAUAUGUAUAAAAAAGUCAAAGUAUUCUUUUAUAGUUUGUGAUGAGCUACUAAAUCUACCUGAUAAUCCACAAAGGUUGAUUGAAAUUAUCUAUUCAAUUAAUCCACGUGGCAGCAUUAUCUAAGGUUUUAUACAAUUGAUUAAAAUUAAUCACAACUGAGAAUUUGAGUGCACAAAAAAUCAAUAUGAAAUGUAGAUUUUUGAAUUCAGAAAUUUAUGAGAAUAUUAUGUAAUAUAUUCACAAAGAAAUGAAGAUAAAGUGAAAAUGCCAAGCAUUCUGGAUUAUCAGGAGAACACAUCUUGCAAAGAAAUUUUCGGUUUGCAUACUAAAAGUGAACAAGUUAAUUUGACUAAAAGUGAGUGUUAGAUGUACUAAGGCCACAGGUUCAAUGUUGAAAGUAUAAGAAAAUAAAAGUAUAAAUGAUAUUGCUGCAUUCAUCAGAAAGAAAAUAGUGGCUGUUACAGAAACUUUUAUGACAGCUACUUUUAGAACUUUGAGAGAUCAGCUUCAGUGUAUUUUGUACAGAAAUGUGUAAAUGGUGGAUAACGCUGUGUGAAAACUGUGUUUAAUCGCACUUAAUAUGUCAGCUGUGAUGUUUGUUGAGGAAGUUGCAGUCUGUAAGUCACUCUUUUGUGAAGAACCCUUUUAUAUAAAGUCAAUGUACAAUACAAAGAACUGAUAUAUUUCUGGUCUA